This is a messenger RNA of Solanum verrucosum, 863 nucleotides long. RefSeq names its product CASP-like protein PIMP1. The transcript is spliced from 3 exons. The coding region runs from base 77 to 583 and encodes 168 amino acids. NCBI's taxonomy places the organism in Eukaryota, Viridiplantae, Streptophyta, Magnoliopsida, Solanales, Solanaceae. The record is from RefSeq and is a predicted model, not a curated record.
AUAUUUUAAUUACUUCUUCUUGUUAUAAUAAUAAUUUAUAUUCGAGAAGAAUUUUUAUAGUUCACGAGAAAGUGAAAUGGCACCACCACCAUUACCAUCAACCACUAUUGUUCCGCCGUUUGUCAGCCUCAUUGUGAGGGUUGUUACUUUGAUUUUCUUGUUGAUUUCACUCAUCGUGAUCGCCACCAACAGUUAUACUAUUACUGUCAGUUUUAUUGAUAUCAAAACCAAGUCUACCGACUUUUAUGCUUACAGAUAUUUGAUUUCUACUGUGGUUAUUGGAAUGGCAUAUACUCUUCUCCAAACUGCAUUUUCAAUUUUUUUUGUGACCACUGGAAAUCGACUAGGUGGUGAGGGUUUCUGUCUAUUAGACUUCUAUGGUGACAAGUUUAUUUCCUACUUCCUUGCAACUGGAGCAGCAGCAAGUUUUGCAAUGACAGAAGAAUUGAGGAGACUUUCAAACAGUGAUAUCGAUAAAUUUCUCAACACUUCAAAUGCUGCAGCCAGUCUUUGUCUUUUUGGAUUCUUUUUUUCUGCUGCUUCAUCUAUUUUUUCAUCUUAUAAUCUUCCAAAAAGAGCUUGAUGUAAAAAUAAAAAUAUAAAAAAAAAUAAUUUUCUUUAUUUUUAUAUAUAAGUGGAUUGAUUUUGAGGGAUUAUUUCAAGAUUCUUUUGUAACAUAUUUGGGUCAAGUCAUACAGUGUUGGGUUGUAAUGUGUAUUUAAAUUGUAUCUAUAUUGUUAAGUAAAGUUGGUGACGUUUGUGUUAUUGUUAUUAAUUUCUUAUGUAAUUUUUGUUUUGAGAAUUGUGUUGUAUUUGGUGUUUUCAUGUAUAUUGUCAUUCUAGUAAUUGUAUUUUGCGCAGUG